CUUUUAUGUAAUUGUAACCUAAUAACAGCAACGUGACGAUGAACCACCACCGAGUUGCGUUAGAAAAACGCCAUAUAUCUUUUAUGUAACCUAAUAUAUAUAUCUUAAACAACAGGCUUGGAUUAUUGUCUCUCGAAAACCUAAAAUCGCUCUUUCUCUUUUCUUGUCAUCUUCUCCAUGGCUGAGUCUAGCAAGUUAUCCGCAACCACAGUUGAAGCAGCUCCUGCUAUGAUUAAGGCCAAAGACGUGAUUUCUCCUUCCGAGAAGGAAGAAUCUGAUCAGACGGAGAUCACGAAAGUAUCCGUCUUGAAAAACCUUGAUGAGAAGGAGAUGAUCAAAGAAUUCGCUGAUCGUCUUCAGCGUCUCGAAGCAAAGGUGGAUUUGUUGGUAACAAAGGCGGAUUUGUUGGCAAUAAAGGCGGAUAUACAGGAGCUUCUCAUCUCAGCCAAGGGUGAGAAAGUUCCUGCCAUGAAGACUUCUGCUAAGGCUUCUUCUGAGAGCGAUGACUCAUACAUGGACACUUCUUCGGAGGAUGAAUCGUCUUCUGCUGAGGAACCUGUAAACAAACCUGCUGCAAGUGCCGCCAAGCCAGCUACUAAAGAUUCUUUAUUCUCUGCUGGUUUCAAGCCAGCUGCUAAAGAUUCUUUAUUCUCUGCUGGUUUCAAGCCAGAUUCUUUAUUCUCUGCUGGUUUCGAGCCAGCUGCUAAAGAUUCUUUAUUCUCUGCUGGUUUCAAGCCAGGUUCUUUAUUCUCUGCUGGUUUCGAGCCAGCUGCUAAAGAUUCUUUAUUCUCUGCUGGUUUCAAGCCAGAUUCUUUAUUCUCUGUUGGUGUCAAGCCAGCUGCUAAAGAUUCUUUAUUUUCUGUUGGUGUCAAUGGUCGAUCGUUCUCUGUUACGGGAUUUGACGCUUCCCUUCCUGUGGAUGAUAUAAAGAGCGCAUUGAGUAAAUAUUUCAGUUCUUUUGGGGAGAUCACACGCGUAUUUGUUCCCCCAAGCCACGGAACCGGUGGUUCCUUAGGAUAUGCUUACAUUGAUCUGAAAGAAGGAGCAGAGAAGGCGUUGGAACUUGGUAGACAUGACGUGGGAGGAUGGGAUCUUGUAGUUGGUAAGGCUGAACCGAUUCGCAGUGGAAGUACUUGGCCUUUUCCUGGCCGUUGUGGUAAUCAGGGCCGUUGUACCUUCUGUUGAAGGCUUGAACCUUUGGUAGUGCAUGAAGGAAGAGACUGCUCGUGGAACUAGAUCACCUAGUUUUACUCCCUAAAGUAAGAAGACUACCUAGAAGAAGAGGAACGUUUUAAAUUUGUAUUACUUGGGAGUUUUUUCUUAUGUUCUAGUUAAGUUUUUGACCCAAUGUUAAUGUUAACUCAAUUUUGAGUUCUUUUGGUUUUAAAUAAGAUGAAAAAAAUUCUUGAAGU
Molecule: messenger RNA, 1412 nt
Organism: Arabidopsis thaliana (thale cress)
Lineage: Eukaryota; Viridiplantae; Streptophyta; Magnoliopsida; Brassicales; Brassicaceae
Product: RNA-binding (RRM/RBD/RNP motifs) family protein
Exons: 1
Coding region: 178-1185 (335 amino acids)
Molecular function (GO): RNA binding; nucleic acid binding
Source: RefSeq, marked reviewed